This is a messenger RNA of Trypanosoma conorhini, 2775 nucleotides long. RefSeq names its product putative kinesin. The record is from RefSeq and is a predicted model, not a curated record. Gene Ontology annotation, biological process: microtubule-based movement. The transcript has a single exon. The coding region runs from base 1 to 2775 and encodes 924 amino acids. NCBI's taxonomy places the organism in Eukaryota, Euglenozoa, Kinetoplastea, Trypanosomatida, Trypanosomatidae. Gene Ontology annotation, molecular function: microtubule binding; ATP hydrolysis activity; microtubule motor activity. Gene Ontology annotation, cellular component: microtubule; kinesin complex.
AUGUCCGGGCGGCCAGUUUCCGCGGUCGUCGCAAAGACGCCCCGCCGAGGCAGGUCACCUUUCGUGGAGGACGACGAAAGCGUCGCGGAGCAAUUCUCGCCGCGAAACGACCCAGGUAGCGGUGGGAACGCGGAGGUGUUCGGCAUUACCGUCGCCGUGCGCAUCCGCCCCUUCUCGCAGCGGGAAAAAGACGGGGAGAAGGAUGGAAAGGGCCCCAGGGUGCUGAGGCCAGAUGAGCCCGUCGUUGAUGUGGAGGCGGACGGCAAAACGCUUAUGCUGCUCGACCCGAUGAGUACCGGCUCGUCCCACCUCACCUUUGUCUUUGACCACAUCAUCUCCCCGCUUGCGCCCAGUGUUGACUUGGAUGUGCCGGACACCGGCAACCGCAGGGAGACUGUGCAGGACUGGCAGGACGGCGCCUCACAGCGUCCGGCGAGGGAUACAGGGGAUUCACUGAAGCCCCGUUGUGCACGUGACGUUGGGAGGCAUGCAGCGGGACGGCGCUUCAGCUGCGGCACAACAGAGGCGGAGAAGGAGCAGCAGCAGGUGUUUGAACUGCUGGCCGUCCCUGUUGUGGGUUGGUCGCUGCGCGGCUUCAACGCUUGCGUCUUUGCCUACGGGCAAACCGGUAGCGGCAAGACCUACACAAUGAUGGGCACGCCAAAGUACGAGGGUCUCAUUCCGCGCCUCUGCCGUCUGCUCUUCGCCCGCAUUGCCGCAAUGGAGGAGGCGGACGAGCAGCAGCAGCCGCCGCUGCCGAACGGUAGAGCCUCCCCGACACGCAGCCCGCCCGGGCUCAGCGGCGGCUCGAAGAGUGAUGGGGAGAGUCGGCGGUGUACGCCCUCGCCGGACGCGUCCAUGUCAAGCCUGGCGUACCCUGCGAGGGCGCGUCUCGUGAAGGUGACCAUCUCCUUCAUGGAGAUCUACAAUGAGCAGGUGCGGGACCUGCUGAAGCCGGACCGCGGAAAGAACACCCUGUCACACUACAACAGCCGGUUCGACUCGGACCCCAUCGACGCGUACGAGACGCUGCGGGUCCGGCAGCACCCCCUGCACGGCCGGUUUGUGGAGGGGCUCACCAACGUGGAGGUGGACAGCUGGGGGGAGUGUCUGGAGUACAUUCACCAGGGCAACGCCGUGCGGGCGCAGACAAGCACGCGGCACAACGAGACCAGCAGUCGGUCCCACGCCAUCUUUCAAUUGAUCGUGACGCAGACGGCCUUCCUCGGCGGGCGCGUGCGCGGGCGGGAGGUGACGUCGCACCUCGUCUCCAAAGUCAACCUUGUCGACCUCGCUGGGAGUGAACGGCUGAAGCGCGACGGCGGCAGCGGGCGACUACAGUCCGAGGCCAACGCCAUUAACUUGUCCCUAUCCGUCCUGCGCCGCGUCAUCACUGCGCUUCUGAAACGGGAGAAGCUGGUGCCGUACCGCGAGAGUCUCUUGACGUACGUGCUGGCGGACAACUUCGGCGGCAACUCCCGCACCAUCAUGUGCGCCACCAUCUCCCCCCACUUCUCCAAGUACGCGGAGACGGAGUCCACGCUGCGCUACGCCGCGCUCGCACGCGGCGUGAUGAACCGUGUGAAGGUCAACGAGCAGCCGCACGCCAAAAUUAUUCGCGAGCUCAAGGAGCGCAUGAAGCAGCUGCAGGAGGAGCUGCACGGUCCGCACAGCCAGGGGCGAGCGUCUAGUUUGGAGGAAAUGAUGCAGCGGAAGGCGCGUGCCCUCGAAGAACUGCGCCAGCGGGAGGAGGAGUUGCAGGGGCUUCUCCGCGCGGCUCACCAGCGCGAGGAGGAGUUGUUGGAAAAGCUGAAUCAAAACCAGGCCGCGAAGGCCAAGUGGAAGCAGAGGGCGCAGCGGCGUAAGCAAAAACGCGACCAACUCGUCACAACUCUGAAGGCUCUUGCGCGGCAGCAACCAGACCGCGUUGCAGAGAGCGUCAGGAAGCUCUCCAGCGAGGACAGCGAGACGGAAAGUGAAGACACGCCUAGCCCCGUAGCUCCGGCGCGUGCGUCGAAGAGCCACGAGUGUCUGCCGGAAAUACCAAGCGCUGCGGCGGCGCAGAAAGAGGCUUUUCCGACUUCCACCAGCGCCCGCCAACGGCCGCGCGUGGAAGAGAAACACACAGCAAUGGGGCUGCCGGUAAGCGAGUCGUCUUCGCCUUUGUCGUGCUGUGGGAGACACGGCAAAGGCGACGAGGGCAGGAGCACAGGCGGUGUCAGAAGCCAAGCUAGAGGCGGCAACGACAAGGACUACAGGCCAGUAGGGAAAAUGGCAACGCAUGAGGAAAAUGCGCCGCGCCGGCUGACACCUCGCCCGCCUGCCACGCUCUCCCCAUUGCGCCCCGCUGGGGCCCACCGCCCAGGAAUUGUUUUGCCUCUCUCAUUAAUGAAUAAUGACAACUUAACGGAAGGUGUAAACAACCCCUUGGGCUACGAGGUGGCGGAGGCGGGCAAGCGGUCGACUGCCCCGUUGCGACUGGCUCCGUUGCAGGAGUCCCGCAGGUCGGAAGCGCCCGGUGCUGUGUGGGACCACGCGGAAAUGGGAACCCCCGGCCGCCCCGUAUCGCGCAGUCUUGGCUUGGAAGGAGGGCCUCAGCGCAAGGCGUGCGCCAAUUAUAACUCCUCCGGUGAAUUAAUUAGGCGGCUUUCCGCAUCCAGGCCCCCUCCGCUGCAGAUGUCACAACUUGUGACACCGGUGUGCUCCCAGCCUCGCUCCAUUCUCCGGAGGAGAGACUCCGGCGCUGGAAGCUUUUUUUCAGGGAAAGACAACUGA